Messenger RNA from Drosophila teissieri, 1185 nucleotides. RefSeq names its product cysteine and histidine-rich domain-containing protein (gene mora). NCBI's taxonomy places the organism in Eukaryota, Metazoa, Arthropoda, Insecta, Diptera, Drosophilidae. The record is from RefSeq and is a predicted model, not a curated record. The transcript is spliced from 4 exons. Bases 95 to 1156 code for a protein of 353 amino acids.
AGCAAGAAAGUAUGAAACACAUCUGUUUGCAGGCGAAUAUUCUAGAUUUUAAGCGAAAUUGGCACACAUUAAGUUAAACCAAAACAAUAUAAUCAUGGAACAAUGCUAUAACAGAGGCUGUGGCCAACUCUUCGAUCCGGAGACCAACAACGAAGAAUCUUGCCGGCACCACCCGGGCGAACCUUUCUUUCACGACGCCUACAAGGGUUGGUCCUGCUGCAACAAGAAGUCGGUGGACUUCACCGAGUUCCUCAACAUCAAGGGCUGCACCUUGGCAAAGCACUCCAAUGUGAAGCCACCAGAGCCGGAGAAACCUGUUAGAGAUUCGUCCGCCGACAAGGACGAGGUUAUAGAGGUGCGGGCACCCAUCCGGGAAGCCUUGCCGCGUCCACCCGUUGACUCGCCGCUGACCGUUCUACAGCCCGCUGUGGCUCCUGCCCUGAAAGAGAUCGUUUUCGCAGCAAAAACGCCGGCUGUUCAAAAGUCCAGCGAUGCCAUCGCGGUGGGAACCAGUUGCAAGAAUAACGGCUGCACCUACUCCUUUACGGGUACCAGCAGCGACUUUGGCGAGUGCACCUACCAUCCGGGCGUGCCCAUCUUUCACGAGGGCAUGAAGUUCUGGUCCUGCUGCCAGAAACGAACCUCGGACUUUGCCCAGUUUAUGGCGCAAAAGGGCUGUGCCUACGGUGAGCAUAAAUGGGUUAAGGAGAACGACGACAAAAAGGUUGUGCAGUGCCGCUACGACUGGCACCAGACUGCCACCAAUGUGGUAGUGGCCAUUUAUGCCAAAAAGUAUGAUUACAGUCAGAGUGUGGUAGAGCUUAAUCCCAUCAGGCUGCACGUCAACCUGGUCUUUCCCGAGCAGGACAGUGCUAGGUUUGAUCUGGACCUGGAAUUGCGUGGGAUUGUCAAUGUGAGCAAUGCAAGUGCGCAUAUGUAUGGCACUAAAGUGGAGAUUACACUGCCCAAGCUGGAGCCCGGCUCCUGGUCUAAUCUGAAUUUCCCCAACAAGAAACUGCCAGCGGUUAGGAAAAGCCAGGUGGAAGAGAAGCCAAAGCAGGAGGAGAGCGAUGAGGAGUUCUUCGACUUGGAUGAUAUUAAAGCUGAGACCAGUUUCCGUCUUUCCGAAAUGAGCUUGCAGAACCCAAACAACUAAGAUUAAUAAAGAAGUUGGCAUUUAAUGUU